AUGUGGAUCAAGGAGAAUGUAGAAAAUGUGGUAUGGCCAGCUAAGAUGAUGGCUGAGAUCAGAGAUAUCAGGAAAUUCUGCAAAUCUCAUAACGAACAUGGGCACAAAACAGACGAGUGCGGAGAUUUAAAAGUGGAAAUAGAAAGAAUGAUAGAUGCAGGCGAGCUAAGGAAAUUCAUAGCCCACAAAACAAAAAGCAGUGAUAAGGGAGAAAAGAGAAGCAGGGAUGACAAGGGAAAAGAAAAGGAAGAAGAAAGGCCAUCUAAGAUUCUGGGAACUAUGCACAUGAUCAAUGGAGAGGGACAUAUCAAUUCAACCAUUAGGAGAAAACAAAGGAGAGAAGUGAUGAAUAUCAGGGAGACACACAUGCCACGAAUGAUCUUUGACGUCGAGGAUUAUGAGCAUGUGAAAGCACCCUAUAAUGACGCUCUGGUGGUAACAACCAUUAUUGAAAAUUGGAACAUGGAGCGAAUCCUCAUUAACAAAGGAAGUGUUGUGAACCUUUAUGACAAACACUGCAUACAAAAUGUUAGGAGGGACCACAACAAGGUUGAGCCGAGUCUUGAUUCCAUUAUCCGGACUCGGAGGGCCUUCUAUCAACCCGCUCGGCGCUGUGUCUGUUGA
Mercurialis annua (annual mercury) is the source of this 624-nucleotide messenger RNA. RefSeq lists its product as uncharacterized. Bases 1 to 624 code for a protein of 207 amino acids. The transcript has a single exon. The record is from RefSeq and is a predicted model, not a curated record. Lineage: Eukaryota; Viridiplantae; Streptophyta; Magnoliopsida; Malpighiales; Euphorbiaceae.